GCGCGCAAAUGUCCCGCCGCGAUAGAGGCAACACCCAUGAAGAAGAAGAAGAAACUGUUUUGUUUACCUUGAGUACCAGGCCUUGCCAGCACCCCGCCCAGGCUUAACACGUAGACCAGUUCUAGAGGACCUGCUGGGCGGUGACCUCGUCAGCCCCAACACUGCCUUCCAAGUCUUCAAGUGGCGACACCCGUCCUGCAGAACUCGGGCCAACCCAAAAGGAAUCUACCCCGGGGCACAUAUAUUGACAGCAAGAGCCUCAAGCAAUCUGCACUGGUGGGGCUCUCGAGGCCGUGGUCCCAUGGCCUAAACAGACCCCAAAUCACGGCAGUAAUAAGUGGCAGCCCUUUAAUGAACAACAACUUAGACAAAAUACCACCGUUUUUCGACUUUAUCUGAUACGGCUUCAAGGGUGAGUACUUGCCUAGAAACAUGGAUGAUACACAGCUGUUGGACUGCACUCAGGCAAUACCUUGUGACCUGGAUGAUGAUGAGGAGGAGGAGGAGGCUCACCAUUUGGUUGCCUGGCUAGAAGUCAAUGGAAACAGGCAUGAAAUCUUCAGUGGAAGGAACAUAAUUGGCCGAGACCCAGACAAAUGCAAGGUUUUUAUUCCAAGCAAGGUUCUUUCCAAGGAGCAUGCGGUGGUGGAGGUGAGGGCAGGCACACACACCUUAGCUGACCUGGAUAGUAGUAAUAAAACACGGCUCGGGAAGAUGACACUGCGUCCCCAUGUCCAGUAUGCACUGCAAGGUGGUGAGAAAAUAAGGUUCGGCAAUGUGGCAGCCAUCUACACUAUCAAACCAGAGAUGUGUGAUGAUGACAGUGGCUCAGAGACCUGCUCUGAGUCAUUGCUUCCCAUGAUGGGAGAGGAGGAGGAGGAGGAAAGGUCGUCAUCACCGAUCUUUGCUCCCAGGCUUGACUAUCAAGUCCCACAGGAUGCUCAACAAGGAGCAGUAGAGAAUGGCAUUGAAGUGCCUCCAGCGUCUGCCAAGAGCAGCCACACACCUCAGUCAGAAGGGGCACCUCCCUCGGCCUCCCCUGGUACAUCACUCCUCCAGACUUCAGUCUCAUUUCUGCAGCCAAGUGAUGCUGAGAGCAGUGUCAUAAGUGCCACACAGUCACCCUCAAGGAGAAACUUCACAUCACUGUCUCCCAACUGCACUCCUAAGUCCCUUCAAGAGGACUACGACAGUGAUAGAAGUACUGAUGUGGAAGACAAUACUACACAUGAGCCCAGUCUUCCUGCACCCCAGUGUGAGACUCCAACAGACUCUGCUUCUUGUACUUUUAUACCAGAAACACCAGCACAACCAUCUUUUGACUCUCUAAUAUCAAAAACCCCAGAGUACUAUUCCACCCCUAACAGAUCUAUACAAGAAACCUCCACAGGUCCUUCUCCUCUCUCACUCAAAAGAGAAAACAUAUCAUUACCUCCCUCUCAAAUAACAUCCAUAUCUGAAACCCCCUCAAACUCUUCCCUUGCUGACACUGUGGUAAAGACACUAGGAAUGACUCAGAAGGAUGACAUGUCUACAAAAAGCCAUAAUGAUGAAGAUGUGUUCAAAAAGCCUCUUACAACAUUCACACCCAAGACGUGUAGGACUCCCACUGACCAUUUUUCUCCAAAGUCAUCAUUGGUUUCUAAGGCCAAAGAGGCUGUGCCUGUACAUUUAUUCUCCACUAAAGAUUCACAUCCUGUUGAUCCUGAUGCUCCAAGGCAGGUUUCCACACGUGAUGUUCCAAGCGAUGAUGAUCAUGAUGCCCUUACACAAGUAUUUACAGGUGAAGUUGAUCUUGAUGCUCCAACUCAAGUAUUUACCCAUGACACAAGUGUUGAUUUGGAUGCCCCCACACAAGUAUUUACAAAUGAUGUUGAUUUGGAUGCUCCAACUCAAGUAUUUACCCAUGACACAGGUGUUGAUCUGGAUGCCCCCACACAAGUAUUUACAAGUGGUGUUGAUUUUAAUGCUCACAAACAAGUAUGUACAAGUGACAUUGAUCUUGAUGCCCCAACACAAGUAUUUACUAGUGAAGCCCCAAGUAAUGUUGAUCUUGAUGCCCCAACACAAUUGUUUACCAAUGACAUACCAAGUGAUGCUGACCCAGAUGCACCAACACAAGUGUUCACCAGUGAUGCAGCAAGCAAUGUUGACCCAGACGCACCAACACAAGUGUUCACCAGUGAUGCAGCAAGCAAUGUUGACCCAGAUGCACCAACACAAGUGUUCACCAGUGAUGCAGCAAGCAAUGUUGACCCAGAUGUACCAACACAAGUCUUCACCAGUGAACCAGCAAGCAAUGUUGACCCAGAUGUACCAACACAAGUCUUCACCAGUGAACCAGCAAGCAAUGUUGACCCAGAUGUACCAACACAAGUCUUCACCAGUGAACCAGCAAGCAAUGUUGACCCAGAUGUACCAACACAAGUCUUCACCAGUGAACCAGCAAGCAAUGUUGACCCAGAUGUACCAACACAAGUGUUCACCAGUGAACCAGCAAGCAAUGUUGACCCAGACGCACCAACACAAGUCUUCACCAGUGAACCAGCAAGCAAUGUUGACCCAGAUGUACCAACACAAGUGUUCACCAGUGAACCAGCAAGCAAUGUUGACCCAGAUGUACCAACACAAGUGCUCACUAGUGAUGCACCAAGCAAUGUUGACCCAGAUGCACCAACACAAGUGUUCACCAGUGAACCGGCAAGCAAUGUUGACCCAGAUGUACCAACACAAGUGUUCACCAGUGAACCAGCAAGCAAUGUUGACCCAGAUGUACCAACACAAGUGUUCACCAGUGAACCAGCAAGCAAUGUUGACCCAGAUGUACCAACACAAGUAUUCACCAGUGAUGAUUGA
Messenger RNA from Eriocheir sinensis (Chinese mitten crab), 2856 nucleotides. RefSeq lists its product as uncharacterized. Gene Ontology annotation, cellular component: nucleus. Lineage: Eukaryota; Metazoa; Arthropoda; Malacostraca; Decapoda; Varunidae. The record is from RefSeq and is a predicted model, not a curated record. Gene Ontology annotation, molecular function: mRNA binding; protein binding. Bases 433 to 2856 code for a protein of 807 amino acids. The transcript is spliced from 8 exons.